UAAUUCUACCAACAAUAUCAUUAAUUUCUUCAUACAACUUGUUAUUUCUCUCUCUCUCUCUCUCUCUUUUAAUUGGUUCGAUACUCUUCCUAAAAAUAAUUUAGAUUAGCGAUCGAAGUUCUUCUAAUUCCAUGGGUUUGUUUGGAAAAUUAUCGGCAACAAUAGAGAUAAAAUCAAACGGAGAUUUGUUCCACGACCUAUGGCGCCACAAUCCGCACCAAGUCUCCGGCAUCACACCCGACAAAAUUCAAAGUUGUGAUCUCCACGACGGCGACUGGGGAACUCAUGGAUCUACGAUCUUCUGGAAAUAUAAACAUGAUGGGAAAGAGAAGGUUGCGAAGGAAAUAGUCGAAGUUGACGAAGAGAAAAAAUGUGUGACGAUGAAGGUGGUCGAAGGAGAUUUGUUGGACCUCUACAAGACCUUCACUGCGCACGUGCGCGUAGACACCGGUAACGGCGCCAGCAGCCAUUUUGUCACGUGGGAGUUCGAGUACGAGAAGCUAAACGACGACGUCGAGGACCCUAUCUCUUUGUUGCAACUUCUCAUUCAAAUGACCAAAGAAAUCGACUCUCAUCAUCUUGAAAAAUAUAUAAUCAGUAUGGGUUUGAUGGGCAAAUUAUCAGCACAGAUUGAGAUAAGAUCAGAUGGAGAAUUAUUUUACGAAUUGUUCAGACAAAAUCCACACCACAUUUCCAGAAUCUGUCCCGAUAUAAUACAAAGCGUCGAAUAUCUCCAGGGAACCUAUGGAUCCCCAGGCUCCAAAGUGUUAUGGAAAUACUUACAAGGUGGAAUUGAGAUGAAGUCGAUAGAAUCAGUUGAGGUAGAUGAUGAAAAAAAGAGUGUUAAAUUCACUGCGAUCGAUGGCAUUUUGUUGGAAACCAACAACGCUUUUACUACAUCCGUUAGACUCGACGAUUCGCACGUUGUCACGUGGCUUCUAGAAUACGAGAAGCCAAACCACGACACCCCGGACCCUAUCCCGUUGCUCGAACAAGUUAUUCGCAUAACCAAAUACAUCGAGGCUUACCAUCUCGACACUCAUCCAAAUUAAAUAAAUAAUUAUCUAUCGCUAAGAUUACAAAAUAAAUAAAUAAGUUGUGCAUUGUUCGCGAGGUUUCUAUCUGUGCGACGUUGUUGUUGUCGCGAUAUAUAAUGUAUGUUUCCGUAAGGCUAAAAUAUAUGAUUCUG
Messenger RNA from Andrographis paniculata, 1189 nucleotides. RefSeq names its product MLP-like protein 34. The record is from RefSeq and is a predicted model, not a curated record. Gene Ontology annotation, biological process: defense response. The coding region runs from base 132 to 1052 and encodes 306 amino acids. Lineage: Eukaryota; Viridiplantae; Streptophyta; Magnoliopsida; Lamiales; Acanthaceae. The transcript is spliced from 4 exons.